Cheilinus undulatus (humphead wrasse) is the source of this 1597-nucleotide messenger RNA. RefSeq names its product MTOR associated protein, LST8 homolog (S. cerevisiae) (gene mlst8). Gene Ontology annotation, cellular component: TORC1 complex; TORC2 complex. The transcript is spliced from 9 exons. Lineage: Eukaryota; Metazoa; Chordata; Actinopteri; Labriformes; Labridae. Bases 92 to 1072 code for a protein of 326 amino acids. Gene Ontology annotation, molecular function: protein binding. The record is from RefSeq and is a predicted model, not a curated record. Gene Ontology annotation, biological process: TOR signaling; regulation of actin cytoskeleton organization.
AUUUUACGGAGACGUACUGUUUUGCCGUAAACACCAGCCAGUAGAGACUUCAUACCUGAACAGUUGUUGUGACAGCUAGCAGCAGUGAAGCAUGAAUGUGAACCAGGGGACGGUGGGCAGCGACCCAGUCAUUCUGGCCACGGCUGGAUACGACCACACGGUCCGCUUCUGGCAGGCCCACAGUGGGAUCUGCACCAGGACGGUCCAGCACCAGGACUCUCAAGUAAACUCUCUUGAGGUCACCCCUGACAGGAGCAUGAUUGCAGCUGCAGGCUAUCAGCACAUCCGCAUGUAUGACCUAAACUCAAACAACCCUAACCCUGUGAUCAACUACGAUGGAGUCAGCAAAAACAUCACGUCUGUGGGCUUCCAUGAAGAUGGUCGCUGGAUGUACACGGGAGGAGAAGACUGCAUGGCUCGUAUAUGGGACCUCAGGUCAAGAAACCUGCAGUGUCAGAGGAUAUUUCAAGUCAAUGCUCCAAUCAACUGUGUGUGCCUGCAUCCCAACCAGGCUGAGCUUAUAGUUGGAGACCAGAGUGGUGUUAUUCAUAUCUGGGAUCUGAAGACCGAUCAUAAUGAACAGCUGAUUCCUGAGCCAGAAGUUUCAGUCAACUCCGUUCACAUUGACCCAGAUGCCAGUUACAUGGCAGCAGUCAACAGCUCGGGAAAUUGUUAUGUGUGGAACCUUGCUGGAGGCAUUGGAGACGAGGUGACUCAGCUUAUCCCUAAGACCAAAAUCCCCGCACACAAACGCUACUCUCUGCGCUGCAAAUUUAGCCCUGAUUCCACUCUACUGGCCACCUGCUCUGCAGACCAGACCUGUAAGAUCUGGAGGACAUCCAACUUCUCUCUGAUGACAGAGCUGAGCAUCAAGAGCAACAAUCCAGGAGAGACGUCCAGAGGCUGGAUGUGGGACUGUGCUUUCUCUGGAGACUCUCAAUAUAUUGUCACUGCCUCUUCAGACAACCUGGCUCGUCUGUGGUGUGUGGAGACCGGAGAGAUCAAGAGAGAAUACAGCGGCCACCAGAAGGCCGUGGUUUGUUUGGCCUUUAAUGACAGUGUGCUGGGCUGAAGAGGAAGAAACAGGAGAUUACAGCCUGUGCAGAGGUAAACAAGGACACAAAAGAAAGAGACUCUUUCAAAGAAAUGCCUCAGCUCUUUGAGAUCAGGUCUGAUUUAUCUGCCAAGAAAUGACCAUCUUGUGAAAGAGGAUGCUCUUCAUUGCUAAAUGCUUGUAAGUAUUCAGAAUAUAGAUUUAUAAAAUGUACACCCAAGCUCAAUGGCCAAUAACAACAGUCAACUUCCAGUGUGACGAGACAGAUGGGAAAAAUUCUCUCAGUGUUGUAAAAAGUCUGGUAAAAGUUCGAAAUAUCAGAACCCUUCCACUGAGUUUUGCUCUGUACAAAGCAGAUGACUGAUUUCAACCUUUUGUUUUAUAGUGCACAUUAUUUAUUGCAUCAAAAAGGACCAGCAACUUGUUGUAUUCUACUGGAUUUAUAUCUGUUGUAAUCAUCUUCAACCCUGGGUCUUGCUCCAAAAAAGAGUAGCUAAUGUUGAAGAGGAACCCUUGUUUGAUUCAAUAAAUCAGAAUAUUCAA